Lacerta agilis (Sand lizard) is the source of this 3348-nucleotide messenger RNA. It is a transcript of the gene IL17RE, whose product is annotated as interleukin 17 receptor E. Bases 297 to 2456 code for a protein of 719 amino acids. NCBI's taxonomy places the organism in Eukaryota, Metazoa, Chordata, Lepidosauria, Squamata, Lacertidae. The record is from RefSeq and is a predicted model, not a curated record. Gene Ontology annotation, molecular function: interleukin-17 receptor activity. The transcript has 16 exons.
GCAAAGGCAUGGGGGCAGAAGGGGAAACGGAACCCCUCUGAGUUGCGGGUUUCGCAGGCUGUCCUAACAACAACACCCAGCAGCUGCUGGAACAGCUGCAGCUGCAGUAGCAGCAGCAGCCGAGGAAUGCAGGCAGGCCAGACUGGUUAGGUUGGGGCAAGGCAGAGCAGGGAACGGAGAGACCGAGGGGUGGAGACUUGCCUGCGGCUGCCUGGCCUAGGUGUGCUGAGAUCUGACUCUUCGACUGUUUAACAACAGCCAUGUUCCGGCCUAGCUGAGCUCCAGCCCGGCACUCCAUGGGGAGGACCACGCUGAGUGCCCUGCUGCUGCUGCCCACCGCCUUCCUGCUGAGCCUCUUGCAUGCUGCACCCCGAAAUCACCUGCCUCCUACCCGCCCGCAGCUCCUCACCAACUUCGAAUGCUGGAAUGCUACUGUGUAUGGUGCCCUGCCUCGGUCCAAAUUCCGAUGCCAGCGGAAGCUGCAGGAAGACCUAUCGUUGCGUGUGCCCAGCCUUAGCCUAAGCCCAGUUCAGCUGUUCCGCAAGGGCCAGACGUGUGUGCGUGUUCGCUUGGCUUUGAACGCUACAGGCAUUGAAGGACUGGAGCUGCAUUUCCUGGUUAUAAGUUCUAAACGCUCUGGCUGGCUUCAGAUCUUCAGAGGAGCAAACGCUGGAACCUUGUGGCAGGUGCUGUUUGACUGUUUCCCAGCAGAGAGUGGCCGCCGGGUGCUUGUUUCGCUGGAAACCAUUCCUGGCGGGGUGCUGAGCAUGAACGAAAGCCUUUUCAUCCCUCACAACCAAUUAGAAGUUCCAGAGUUCCACCACAGAUGGGUGCCAGCAGCACGGGCUAUUGAGGUGUCUGUCACCGAGGGCCCUGACAUCACAGUACGCCUCUGCCACCAGCUGGCUCUGGAGUGCGAGGAACUGCGCCAGCCUUUCCACCAGCAGGUUCUGGUCUCCAAGCAUCACCCUGCUCUGCUGACGUAUGAGCUCCUGCUCCCAUGCUUAUGUAUCGAGGCAUCGUAUCAUGAGCACCACGACAGCCUGCGCAAAAAAGCGUGCCCUUUCUGGGAUCAGCCAGAGGCCUAUGGUCCAGAUCUGUGGUCCUCGGUGAUUUUUCGCAACUACAGCAACAGCGGCAAGGCUGAAAUGGCUAUGUCUCUGAGCGGCCGCUGCCUGCUUCAUCCCACUGCUUCCCUAUGCUGGAAAGAAAGCGCCGCUCCGGGUGCGGCCUGUCAAGACAUCCCCAAUUCCACAGUCACAGGAUUACGUCAGGAGUAUAUCUUUAAGGAGGUGGAUGUUCACCCUCGGCUCUGCUUCAAGUUUUCCUAUGGAAACAGCGUCCACAUUAAGUGCCCACUCCAGACAGACACUGCCUGGAAUGUAUCUAUGAGUGUCAAGCCUUGGCAGCUCCACUUGCACUUUCAUUCUCGCGUACCAGCAUCCUUCAGCUCGGCCUUAUGUCAGAAGCAAUCUCCGCGCCAGUGUGAGCCUGAACCACCUGUCUACACCAUCACCCAUCUAGAGGGAUCAAGCCUGGGAGACCUGGACCUCAUCCUUCCUUGGCGGACCUUGACAAGUUGUGUACUGGUCUGGCGUUCAGAUGUGCGCUUCGCUGGCAAACAGCUUCUGUGCCCAGAUGUGACUCACAGGCACUGGGGGCUGCUGGCCUUUGGAGUGAGUCUAGGACUAGUGUUGCUGCUGGUCGCAGUCGUUCUGCUAAUUCGCUGUGUUCUGCGCAGGCUUCAUAGAGACGUACCGGGCAAGAGCCAUUCCCGCCCCAUCCUGCUGAUCUAUUCCCCUGACUCGGAGGAGCACAAGCAGUUGGUGUGCGCUUUUGCGGCGCUGCUGCGCUCGGCCCUGGGCUGCCCCGUGCUCUUGGACCUCUGGGAGCUGGGCCACGUGGGGCGGCUGGGCAUCUUGCCCUGGGUGUAUGCCCAGCGAGAGCAAGUCAGCCGGGAGCAGGGCCAGGUCCUGCUGCUGUGGAGCGUCGGCAGCGCCCGCGCCUACGGGCUGUGGCAAGGGAAGGCCGCCAGGUGCGGCGGCGCGAAGGCACCGGAGCCCCACGACCUGUUUGGGGCAGCCAUGGCCUGCUUGAAAGGCGAACUGCAGGGGGGGACUGGGGCCGUGCGAGGAAAGGGCGACUGGGUCAUCGCCUACUUCAGCAAACUGUGCGGCCGGCGCAAUAUCCCCCGGGCCUUGCACUUCCUUCCUCGAUACCGCCUGCCUCAGGAACUGCCAGGCCUGGUCAGGGUGCUUCAGGGCCCUUCCAGCUCAGCUCCAAGAUGGCUCCGCGCCAGCGCUAAGGCCCUGGUGUGCCGCCUGCUCAAGGCCGAGAGGAAGAAAGCUCCGCAGAGCCAGAGGCAUCAGCCUUGGAGGUCGGCCACGGAGAAGUUUGCGAGCUCCCUGGUCCCUUUCGCUCCUCAUCCCAAACUGCGCAGGCCGAGCUGCGCUUGAGCAGCUACACUUGAGGAGAGACACGCAUCCCGGUGGAGAACGUGUGGGGUUGUGAAAUGGGGCUCUCCCCCGUUACAGGACCUAGGAAGCCAGGCGUUUGCAGCCUGCUAGGUCUGCGGAUGUGAAAAAGGAAGGUCCAAAUUCGUUGUCCUAAGCUAAAGGAGAGGCUGCUCUGCUUGAUAAGGAAGCCCAAUGCUACAAAAAAAGAGCAGCCAAACUUGGCCGAGUUGGAGGCUUCUCCACCGGCUAGGCCUCGUCUCGCACAGCGGUUAUGGAAACGGUUGCCAUGGAAAUGAUAGUGCGGUGCAAGUUAAUGCCAGCCAUGGCACAGGAAAGGUCAGGAGGCCGCGCUGUGUGGCAUUGGCGCCAGAAGAGGGGCUGUGCAAUAUUGGAGUCGUGUCUUGCCAUGAGUAAUUUAUGUGAUGCUGCAAUACCCCCAAGAGAAGUGCUCUGGAGGACAGUCAUAUCGACCCUACUGCAACUGAAUUGGCUAACAGGAAACCUUAAACUGCUCACCGGCAGGUCAUUUCAAGGCUGUAGCUGCAGAACUAACCUGCCCCCCCUCCACUCUCUGCAUUUUCUGCUUUCAUUUUAAAAGCGGGUUUCUCUAGCAAUUUAACUUGUGAAUAUAUGAGGGGAAUUAUGGAGGCAGCAUUCUGCCCAACGGUAAGCUAUUAAGGAAUAUACGAUUAAAUAACUACAAAUCUAUCAAGCUACCUGUUCUGGUCACCAACCUGCCUCUCGUCCGAAUAAAUACAAAGCAAGCAUGUCACUAAGGAUUACGUUGAGGGAACACUUUUUUGUUUUGUCGUGUGUUUGUCGAAUGUGUUGGGGGGUAUCUUUUAUAUGAAUCCUUAUGUUCUUUCCCCCCCUGUUUGGAAUACGAUAAUAA